Molecule: messenger RNA, 2532 nt
Organism: Patella vulgata (common limpet)
Lineage: Eukaryota; Metazoa; Mollusca; Gastropoda; Patellidae
Product: beta-glucuronidase
Exons: 12
Coding region: 10-1926 (638 amino acids)
Biological process (GO): carbohydrate metabolic process; glucuronoside catabolic process
Molecular function (GO): beta-glucuronidase activity; carbohydrate binding
Source: RefSeq, a predicted model, not a curated record
UUGUUCAAGAUGGCCAGGGUGGCUGGGUCGGUGUUGAUUCUAGGGUUGUGCUGUUUAUCGCCAGCAUCAGUAUGGGGGAAGGGAAUGUUAUUUCCAAGAGAUUCGGAAUCCAGACAGAUCAGGAAUUUAGAUGGAAUGUGGAAUUUCCGUAUUGAUACGUCGUCAAACCGGAAUCAAGGCUUUGAACAAAAAUGGUUUUCGUCACCACUCCAGCAGUCUGGUCCUGUGGUUACGAUGCCAGUCCCAUCAAGUUAUAACGAUGUCUUGGCGGAUAAAACAAUCCGUGAUUUUGUUGGAUGGGCGUGGUAUGAUAGAGAAUUUUUUGUGCCCUCUGAUUGGAUGAAUAAAAGGGUUGUAUUGAGAUUUGAAAGUGCUCAUUAUUAUUCUAUCGUGUACGUCAACUCUCAGCAAGUUAUGACUCACAAUGGAGGACAUUUACCGUUUGAGGUAGAAAUCAACCAGUAUGUUAAUGCUAACGGACCAAAUCGUGUGACCUUGGCCUUGAAUAACACCUUGACCCCAGAUACCCUACCACCUGGAACGGUUCGAUAUGAGACCGACACAAACAGAUAUCCAGCAGGUUAUUUUGUACAGAAUGUUCAAAUGGAUUUUUUUAAUUAUGGCGGCAUCCAUCGACAUGUUCGAAUUUAUUCCACACCGAAGACAUAUAUUGAUGAUAUUACAAUAACAACAGAUAUACAGGAUACCACAGGAAUUGUGAGGUAUGAAGUUACAGCGGGUGGUCAACCAGGGUUUGUAGCUGGGGAAGUAGCCAUCUUGGAUAAAAUGGGGAACGUUGUAGGAAGUAAACAAUCUUUAAAUGGGACAAUAGAGAUACCAAACGCUAAUUUCUGGUGGCCGUAUACCAUGAAUACAUCCAGUCCAGGCUACCAGUAUACACUAAAGGUGACACUAGGUCAGUCAACAACCAAUGAUAAAGAUGUUUAUCGUUUACCGUUUGGAAUUCGUACCGUAAACAUGACAACCAAUCAAUGGUUGAUAAAUAAUCAGCCAUUUUACUGUCAUGGUGUCAACAAACAUGAAGAUGCUGAUAUACGAGGUAAAGGUUUAGAUUACGCCCUGAUAGCUCGUGAUUUUAGUAUGUUAAAAUGGCUGGGUGCCAAUUGUUUCCGAACGUCACAUUAUCCAUACGCGGAGGAGAUCCUGGAUCAAGCCAGUGAACAGGGUAUCGUUAUUAUAGAUGAAAGUCCAGGUGUUGGAAUAACGGAAUUAGAUAAUUUUGACAACGCAUCGUUAUCACAUCAUAUGGAGGUUAUGGGAGAAAUGGUUCGUAGAGAUAAAAAUAAACCAGCUGUUCUUGUCUGGUCUGUGGCCAAUGAACCCCGCAGUGGACUCUCUGCUGCUGGACCUUAUUUCAAAUCUGUGAUAGGUCAUACACGAAGCCUUGACCCCACACGACCUGUGACCUUUGUAUGUAACAAUGAUUAUGAAGAUGAUUUUGCAAUACCAUAUGUUGAUAUUAUAUUGAUCAACCGUUAUUACGCCUGGUAUUCCGAUAACGGCCAUACAGAAGUUAUACAACUACAACUAGACUGGGAUUUAACCAACUGGAGAAAAAAAUACAACAAACCUAUCAUGGUAUCAGAAUAUGGUGCUGAUACUAUAGCUGGUCUACACAGGGAACCAUCAUUUGUAUUUAGUGAAGAAUACCAGGUGGAUUUUAUGUCGGAAUAUCAUCAGAUAUUCGAUAAGCAUCGAAAUAAUUUCUUUGUAGGAGAAUUAGUGUGGAAUUUUGCUGAUUUUAUGACAGUUCAAGGUAUAACUCGAGUUAAUGGAAAUAGAAAAGGUUUACUAAGCAGACAACGAGAACCAAAGGCUUCGGCCCAUUUACUCCGAAAACGCUAUAUGGCCAUGUUUAAUUCUACAGCUGCCGAUCAAACUUUUAAACCAUGUUCUGGUGUUUGACGAUUAUCUAGUAGAGAGAGAGUUUAACAAUUAAUUAACGAAAUCUUUUAUAUUUUUUUAAAACUAUGCUAUGAAAUAAUUUUUGCAGUUUUUCUAAUUUUUUACUUUUUACUUCAUGUUUUAUCUUUAAAACAGGGAUUUAAAAAUGUCAGAAUCGGUAAAUGUUUUAAGGGUCAAAUGUAAUUUAUAUUUAAUUCAUUCUUCUGUCUCCAGCAUUUAUAACAUAAACCAUGACUUUUAGUGUUACAUUGUGUUUGAGUAGCAUACUAAUUUCAUUGUGCCCAUCAUCUCAAAGCUAUGAUUGUGUUCAAUAUUUUACGCUUAACACACAUAUACAUGUGUAGUGAUGUCCAAAGAAACUGCACCAAGAAAACAAUUGCUUUAAUCAACUGGGUUUUGUCUUCUUUCGAUUUAUGUGUGUUGGGGAGAAGGGAUUUUUUUAUGAGAAACUUGAAUGUUUUUUAAAUGCCUACUUAUCAUAUAAUGAAAUCCGUUGUAUAUCAUUCCAUGCCUUAUAUUUACAUUUUAAUUAUUUAUCAUUGGCAAUAAAUCAAAAUCGUAUUUUUAUAAACCACCAAAAGUGCAUAUUAAACACCUAUUUCAAGA